Molecule: messenger RNA, 1598 nt
Organism: Schizosaccharomyces cryophilus OY26
Lineage: Eukaryota; Fungi; Ascomycota; Schizosaccharomycetes; Schizosaccharomycetales; Schizosaccharomycetaceae
Product: inner membrane peptidase Atp23
Exons: 3
Coding region: 690-1250 (186 amino acids)
Biological process (GO): mitochondrial proton-transporting ATP synthase complex assembly; mitochondrial protein processing
Cellular component (GO): extrinsic component of mitochondrial inner membrane
Molecular function (GO): metalloendopeptidase activity
Source: RefSeq, a predicted model, not a curated record
GCGAGAUUACAAAGUAUGUAGAACGGUUCCUUCAAUUUUCAGAUUCGUUUUGCGAAUUAUGACUUAUAUCCAACGAUUCAAUUGUAAUACAAGCCUGUCUUUGCGUUCCGUCAUCUAGAGACGAAGCAUGUCAAACAUGGAAUGGAUUUCACGUUCCUUGUUGUUUUGUUUGCUAGGUAAUUCUCCUUGCUACUUCGUAAUUUUCCCAUUAAGGUCAAUUCUCAAUGAAAUGAAUCUCUUGUGAAUUCAUACCUUUAGUGCAUGAUGGACCGAUUCUUGCUUCAAUCUUGUUCCUCAUACCAGUUAUCUAGUGUAAACAAUAUCGAAAGCACCAGCAAGGGCUCGAGUUUCACCUAACAAACUUUUUCAAGCAUCUUUAAAAUCUAGUUCUUUCUUUAUCGGCUUGUUUUUCCUUGCUGCCAACUACUGUCUUUAGUCCUUUUUUGAACCGGGAGUAAUAUGAUAUCGUAGUAAUUUCUCGAAAUGGCAAACUGGUUGAGAUCCUAUCCAAGCAGGUCGGUUCCAAAUUAAAGAGUUAGAAUUGACUGAAAAAGAAUUCAACGAGGUAUCCAAAUUUUCCUUUUGUACUUUUGAAUUAUUUUUUCUUUUGAACUGAGACAUUACAUACUCAUUUCUGCAGUCGCUUUCAAGACUGGAUCCUAGAAUAUAUCAUUAAAGCGCAGCGCAGCAUGUCAGAAGCGACAAAGAUCGAACCGAGUAGAGAAAAACAAAACUGUGAACGUAUCAAGAAAGCUCUCUUGUCAGACUCACCAAUUCUCGUCUUUUUGAAAAAGUCUUUAAAAUAUCUAAAUUCCGGUCUUGAUGCAUCCGAUAUUCGGUGUGAACCCUGUGAUGAAACGAGCUCAGGCGGGUACGUACCAGGAAAAGGAAUUGUACUAUGCGAGAAUCGACUUUACAGCCGAAAAAUGGCUGAAAACACAAUAGCUCAUGAAAUGAUUCAUAUGUUUGAUGACGGUCGUUUUCACGUCAAUUGGAACGAUUUGCGCCAUCAUGCAUGCUCUGAAAUUCGUGCUAGUAGCCUCAGCGGUGAAUGCCGGUGGACAAAAGAAUUGUUUUAUGGCAACAUUGAUACAUUUCGAAAGCAUCAUCAACAUUGCGUAAAACGGAGAGCAGCUCUUUCUGUCCAAGGUAAUCCUAACUGCCAAAGCAAGCAUCAAGCAGAAAUGAUUGUUCAGGAAGUAUUUGCUUCAUGUUUUCGUGAUACCAGACCUUUUGAAAAAAUUUAUUAAUCCUCAAAACCAUUUUUUCAACUUUGCAAAUUUUGCUUUUUGGAGUUAGUAGUCUUUUGACUGCCUCAAAUUAAAAAAGUAUCCCUCUAUUUCUCUCCAUCACUUCAAAAAAAAAGAGUUUUUUCUUACAUCCUUCUUUCCUCUCUCUCUCUCUCUCUCUUUAUACCAUCAAGUCCCCUUCACUUUCAUUUCCACCUUUCCUCCCUUCGCCUUUUAUUACAAACCUUGAAAUAUAAUGCUCAUCUCCACCAUAGAUAUACGUCUAUAUAAACACCGAAAUACAAGCUCUCAUUGAAAAAGUAUCAAAAAUCAUUAUUAAAAAUUCGAAUAUUAAUGUGAUCAAGGAAA